Messenger RNA from Glarea lozoyensis ATCC 20868, 270 nucleotides. RefSeq lists its product as uncharacterized. The record is from RefSeq and is a predicted model, not a curated record. Bases 1 to 270 code for a protein of 89 amino acids. The transcript has a single exon. Lineage: Eukaryota; Fungi; Ascomycota; Leotiomycetes; Helotiales; Helotiaceae.
AUGGUUCAAAGAAACGCUGUUAUAGCAAUAAUCGUGGUCCUCCUCCUCUUCGUCACCAUCCUCAUAAUCUGGUUCUUCUACCGGCUCUCUCACGUCGCAAAACGAGAGGCUCGUCAUCCCUACAGCAGCUCAGGAUCUUCUAGCUUGACUUCUGUCUCUGUUAUCUCUGUACAUGUCGUCCGCAAUGGCCAACCACCUCCUCCACCCGGCUUUGGUGGGAUGAGACCACCACCACGACCGCCAAUUGUGAAUAUGGGGCGGGGACGUUAA